Molecule: messenger RNA, 462 nt
Organism: Dibothriocephalus latus
Lineage: Eukaryota; Metazoa; Platyhelminthes; Cestoda; Diphyllobothriidea; Diphyllobothriidae
Source: the annotation of a GenBank genome assembly
AUGACCGCUUCCGAUCUGGAGACCUGGUUGCGGGAGAUUGUGAAUGGCGCGCAGAAACUGCUCACGUCAGCCUCUCAUCUCUCAAUCGCCUGUCGAUGGCGGGGCCUGGAGUCAAGACUGCUUCUCCACCAGGAUUACGGUCUGACCCUGGUACAGGCGGCUGGGGUGUCGGUAUCCGAGGCGCACACAAUAGACAACGGCACCACCAACUACUGGACUUUUAGUCAAAUGACCAAUCCUUCGCCGUCAACUGUCUUAUGGUCCUUCCCCUUUGAACGCCUACGCUCCACUGCGGAUGACGGCUGUUCGAUCCUCUGGCUAAAUUUCGGCAAAGACGGUGAACAGGAAAUCGAUCUUCCAGGCGGAGCCAAACCCGUUGUAUUCAUCCUCUUAAACAUGCUCUCCACAAAACUCCUGCGCCGAAAAGCCUGCACCUACCUAAACGUCGACAUUCCACCUUGA